Ficedula albicollis (Collared flycatcher) is the source of this 2510-nucleotide messenger RNA. RefSeq names its product zinc finger protein CKR1-like. Gene Ontology annotation, biological process: regulation of DNA-templated transcription. NCBI's taxonomy places the organism in Eukaryota, Metazoa, Chordata, Aves, Passeriformes, Muscicapidae. The record is from RefSeq and is a predicted model, not a curated record. The transcript has 4 exons. The coding region runs from base 384 to 1472 and encodes 362 amino acids.
ACACCCGCGCUGGAUCCAUCCCCGCUAUAUCCCAGUCCCCGAACCCUCCGGGCCCCGGGCAGCGCGGGGGGUUCCGGGGGCUCUGCGGAGCUUCAGCCGGGACUGCCUUUCCUCUAGAGGGCUCUGGGAAGCCCGAGCUGCUUCUUGGCCGCUCCUUUCUCUGCCGGAUACCGGCUUGGGCUUCCGGAGCGGGGCCGAGCUCGCCAUCGCCUCCAUUGUGUCCUCCGAGGGAGGCUCGGUGGUCCCGGGCGUGCAGGGGGGUCCGGGCAGCGCCCCCUCCCCGCAGCCCCCGAGGAAGAGCCCGGGGGAGGCAGAGCCGGGCCGAGGGGAUUUUGGGGAGCGCCGAAGGAGGAGCCCGCGUUGUCCCGGUGCUUCUUCCUGCCAUGGAGCCGUGGGUGCUGCUGGACCCGCGGCAGAAGGCUCUGUACCUCGAUGUGAUGCACGAGAGCUACGAGACCCUUAUGGCCUUGGCUCAGGGGCUGGUGAGUGAGAAAGCCGCGGAGGACGGAGCGUCGGAGAGCAGCGCUGGGCUGGCAGCGCACUCAUCCCGCAGCCCGGAGCAGGAGAAGCCCCUGGGCUCCAACAGGCGCAAAGCGAAGCGCCCAGACAGAGCCGUGCCCCCCGCGACCCCCAAGCCCCCCGGGGGCUUCGUGUGGGCGUCGCACCUGGAGCGGCACCGGCGCGUGCACACCGGCGAGAAGCCCUUCGAGUGCCCCGAGUGCGGCGAGGCGUUCAGCCAGGCCUCGCACCUGGCCAAGCACCGCCGCAGCCACUCGGGCGAGCGGCCGCACCGCUGCCCGGCCUGCGGGAAGACCUUCUGCCAGAGCUCCGACCUGGCGCGGCACCGGCGCGUGCACCUGGGCAGGAAGCCCCUGCGCUGCGGGGACUGCGGAAAGCUGUUCCGGGCGGGGCCGGCGCUGGCGCGGCACCAGCGGUGCCACGGCCGGGAGCACUCGCACCGCUGCGCCGACUGCGGGAAGGGCUUCGUGUGGGCGUCGCACCUGGAGCGGCACCGGCGCGUGCACACGGGCGAGCGGCCCUUCCCCUGCAGCAGCUGCGGCGAGCGCUUCACCCAGAAGGUUCACCUGCUGCAGCACCGCAAGACGCACUCGCCGGAGAGGCCCUACAAGUGCGGCGACUGCGGAAAGCGCUUUGGGGAAGCGCCCCCGUUCCUGGCGCACCAGCGCGGCCACGCCGUGAACAAGAGCCACACCUGCGGCGACUGCGGGAAGGGCUUUGCCUGGGCCUCCCACCUGGAGCGGCACCACCGCGUGCACACCGGCGAGAAGCCCUUCGAGUGCCCCGAGUGCGGCGAGGCGUUCAGCCAGGCCUCGCACCUCGCCAAGCACCGCCGCAGCCACCUCCCCAAGGCCGUGGGGCCAUCGCCCCUCGCCAGGACGCGGCUCGCUGGGGACACGCCUGGAGCUCACAGCGGUGAGGACCCCAAAGGACUGACGCCCCCCUCAGUGUGAUGGAGAGAGCCAAGAGGGAAAACUUGUCUUGGAGACAAGCCGAGGGACACCAAGUGACAGGGGUGGGUGACAGGGGUGCUCUGUCGUGUCAAAGGGUGGCAUUUAUCUGCUCAGGUGUCUUCCCACAGCAGUGGAUGAGCAUUGCACCUGCUGCAGUCCAGACCCCGGAAAAGGGACAACUUGGGGGAGAAGGAGCCUAUUCCCGAAGGAAACGGCACUUGGCUCCAUCAGGGAAGGGUGGGGGAACCAGGGCUGGUUCUGAUGCAAAGAUCCAGUGGUGUUGUGCCUACUUGGUGCUGCCAGCGGAUGGGAGAGGGGGAUGGAGGGGGCGAGAUGCUCAGGGUGAGCAGGAGGUGCUGGCACAGGGCAGGAAUAAACUGGGACCCCGCAUCUCAUUGACACCUGUGUCUCUUUGUGCUCCGAUGCUUUCCCUGCUCUGGGCAGGAAACCCCACAAGCAACUUCUUCUUCCCCAGAGACAAAGUCACAUGGACACACACGGCAGGGUUUUGCUUUUUGGCUCAACUGCCUUCUCCUUUAUUAACUGUCACUCCAAGCCCAGGAAACAUGGCCUGGCUUCUCCAGCAUUCCCACCUUAAUGCAUCCCAACCUGUCCUUUGUAGACCCUCAGCAGAGUCUGGGGACGUGCCAGCAGUGCUUGUGAUGGGUACAGGUCCCCAGGGAUCUUUUCCCAGCUGUUUAGCCUCAAAAAUCCCAUGGCAUGGUUUCAGCCUGCCACGCACCCAAUUGUGUCCCCCCCUUUUACCCCCCUACUAGCAGGGCAGAUGAUGAGGAGGGUUAUAGGGCAAACUGUCUCCCCACCACCCCAAAUGAUAUCCACCUCUCCCCUAACCCACCCUCAGCCUCCCCUAUCCCUUCUCUCCCUGUCUUCCCCCAAAACCCUCUUGCAGGCACGGCUGCCCUUGCCUGUGCCCCCUUCCCACUGUGUCUCUCUCCCCACAUCCCCACCUUGACCCUCAUUCUGGGGUAUCUUGGGCCCCCCAAACCCUCUCCCACGCUGGGGUAGGAGCACAGACCA